UGAUGCGGUCUAAAAAUUCGUGAGGAAGGAAGUGAGUGGCUGGUGUCAGGUCUAUCUCCCACCCCCCUCCACAACCCCCUCUUAUAAAUAGGUAUAACAAUAGGGGCACGAAGCUAGUGCACGAUUUUCUUGCAGUAUUGUGAAGUGUCCCGAUCCAGCGACAACAAAUUUCGAGAUGAGGAACCUGCAGACGCUUUUCAUGUUCGGGCUCAUGGUGAUGGGGCUGUGCGCCGUGAGCUGGGCCCAGGAGAGCGCUGCCGCAGCAGCACCGCCACCCCCGCCGGGGCCGCCGCCCCCCGAAUCCCCAAAUUCGGAUCCGGAGCAGAACUCGCUCGAUAAAGACAUCUCCGUUCUACCAUCUUUCCCCACAAAUGGUCUUUCAUUACUGCCAGAAGGAGUGACUCCCACGGCAGCGGUGAUCGGAGUAGUUGCCUUGGCUGCGCUCCUCGCAGCGAGCUGGCCGGCAACUGGAAUGCGGAUGUGCAGUCUCCUAGGAACUUGUCAAGAUUACAACCUCCCGACCGUUGGAACGGCCUACAACAACGACGCUUAUUCCUACAGCAACCCUCCUCCGUACACCCCCACAACCUACCAAAAGAGGUCGGUGAGCUACGUGGAGCCGAUCCUGAGACUGCUGAGCUCAGCCUAUUUGCAGUACGGGGACACGCGCGCGGCCAAGGCGGUGACGUCAUCAGGAGCCCGGCGACAGAGGAGACGCCGCUAACCGCCGACUAAGCCAACCUCCGCCCGGGCCCUAUGCAAUCUGCACAUCUCCUUAUCUCCUCCUUCUGCAUCACCAGCGUCGUCUCACUCAAAGCGCCUCCGGCCGUGUCAACAGACGCCCAACUUAGAUCUCAACUUUUGAUUAGCCCGUCAAGAACCAAGUGUAAUCCUGAGCCCGCCUUAUCUAAUUCCGGGAAAGUUCCCCCGCUCCGCAGCGGAAGUUGAGCCGGCGCAACCACAAUAUUUAGUCAUGCACGCUCCAGCCUCGAUAAUCAGACACCGGCUACGGACAAGCUCGAGAUGGGAUUAAUAAAUAGAAAUGUCACCCGUCGAAGAGACGCGCACCGGGAAAAAUUAGAUGCAUUGCAAAGAAGAAAACCGUUUCCUUGAUUCUACCUCCUUCUGCCAGGGGGAAAACUCCCCGCUCCCCCGAAACCACUUUUCAAGGGUCAUUCUUAAAAUAUGUAACGCUGAAUUUCGGAUUUUUUUACCUCCUUCCCUCCCCUUGCACUGGAGAAAAGACUCUUAGAUCCAGAGCCCAGACUCUUAAAAAAUUUGACCUGAAAAAGUACUCUUGAUUCAAUGGGAUUUUUGCUUGAAUCAAAAAGAAAUCCGCUUGAAUUAAGAGGCUCGGCUCUCGAUUCAAGCGAAAAUCCGAUUGAAUCAAGAGUAUUUUUUCUUGACAAAUUUUUUAAAACUUUCUGGACUCUAGAUUAAAGAGACUUUUUUCCAAAUGUGUAAUGGUUUUGUGAUUAAGUAUUUAAUUUUGCCUUUGGAGUGCGUACCUGAUAUUGAGUUUUACUCCAAGUGAAUUUCAAGGCUCAUUGCUCAGUGCCUCGUGGAUCUUCAGUAGUAUAAAAUACGCGAUGUUUUUCGUAAGUCGUCGCAAUUCCGCGAACUUGUCUUAAACUUUUAAAAUCUUUGAAAACGAAUAUAUUCUACAAGGCAGUUAUUACCCGAAACUUAUGCUUUGAAUCAGCUUGCUUCAUAUUUGAUUCGUGCUUUGAGUACAAAACAAGCCGAUUCAGCGCGCAAGAUGCGGGUAGUAACUGUCCUGUGUAACAUGUUCGUUUUUCAACAAUUUUAAAAAUUUAAGACAAGUGUUUUAUUUCAUUUCAAUAUCAAUUCAUUUUUGGGGUAUAUUGGACCCUUAGUUUGUACGAGACACAAAACAUACCGGUAAUGAAAUGCAGUGUAUGGCUUGAAAACUAGUAACCAAGCUCUCUUAUUGUAAAUAGCUUUACCUAUAUGAAAAACAAUUGAGUUUUGUAUUUUAUUUGAAUAUAAAUGUUUUGAAUCUCAA
This is a messenger RNA of Bemisia tabaci, 2026 nucleotides long. RefSeq lists its product as uncharacterized. The record is from RefSeq and is a predicted model, not a curated record. NCBI's taxonomy places the organism in Eukaryota, Metazoa, Arthropoda, Insecta, Hemiptera, Aleyrodidae.